AUGCCAGAUGAUGCCGUCCAAGCUGCCACCCGCCUGCUGCAUGCCUAUGACGAUACAGUCGUCUCCAAUGCUUCUUUCUGCCCCCAAGGUGCCCUUUGCGUGCUUACUCGCCCCAUUCACGUCUCUCAGCUCUCGUGUUCUGCUGGCUCUCGUGUUCUGCUGGCUCUCGUGUUCUGCUGGCUCUGCUGCCAAUGGACAACCCUCUGCCACCAAUGCCAUGCGUCGCCAUUCUUCUCCCACUGCUCUCCUCUCGUGUGGCCCUUUCUGCGUUCCGACUUCACAGUGCUGUGGGACUCAACCUCCUUCGCCCGCCGGGCCAUUGCGGACGGCCAGCGGGUCACGUGGGUGUGGAAUGACGACAAUUACCACGAGCUCAGAGGUGCGCCUGUAGCGAGCUCAGAGCCUGCCAUGAGGCACCAGCCUGCCAUGAGGCACCAGCCUGCCAUGAGGCACCAGCCUGCCAUGAGGCACCAGCCUGCCAUGAGGCACCAGCCUGCCAUGAGGCACCAGCCUGCCAUGAGGCACCAGCCUGCCAUGAGGCACCAGCCUGCCAUGAGGCACCAGCCUGCCAUGAGGCACCAGCCUGCCAUGAGGCACCAGCCUGCCAUGAGGCACCAGCCUGCCAUGAGGCACCAGCCUGCCAUGAGGCACCAGCCUGCCAUGAGGCACCAGCCUGCCAUGAGGCACCAGCCUGCCAUGAGGCACCAGCCUGCCAUGAGGCACCAGCCUGCCAUGAGGCACCAGCCUGCCAUGAGGCACCAGCCUGCCAUGAGGCACCAGCCUGCCAUGAGGCACCAGCCUGCCAUGAGGCACCAGCCUGCCAUGAGGCACCAGCCUGCCAUGAGGCACCAGCCUGCCAUGAGGCACCAGCCUGCCAUGAGGCACCUGAUUGCUGCAGCGAAACCAUGGGAGGUUCAGCUGGCCGGGUUGCCUGGCGACAAGGCAGCCCCGUAUUUCACAUACACCAAAGUGUUUGGCACAGCGCGGGACAUGACCGUCAAGGACUCGCCGCAGUCGCUCGCCUCCACUCUCCUCCGCGCCACCCCCCACCCAGGUGCCACCCCCCACCCAGGUGCCACCCCCCACCCAGGUGCCACCCCCCACCCAGGUGCCACCCCCCACCCAGGUGCCACCCCCCACCCAGUUGCCACCCCCCACCCAGGUGCCACCCCCCACCCAGGUGCGCCCAUCCCUGCAAGGCACUGCCACCCCUCGCCCAUGUGCCACCCCCCACGCCCACCCAUGUGCCACCCCCACCAUGUUCCACCCCCCACCAUGUGCCACCCCCAACCCAUGUGCGGCCAUUCCAGGCACCAGUGGCACUGCCACGUGACAAUCACUCGCACACACACACAUGCAUGCACGUGCCAUCCGUCCUUCAAGCUGCCUCACCUCACCGUCGCUCUCCCCUCCCUCUGCAUGCGCUCUGCCAUCGCCCUCUGCCAUCUCGCCCUCUGCCAUCGCCCUCUGCCAUCUCGCGCUCUGCCAUCUCGCCCUCUGCCAUCGCCCUCUGCUCUGCGAUGCUCAUUGCAACCAUCCCUGCAACGUGGCACUCUCUCACCCAUCCUCGCCUGUCUCCAUGCACUGCCCUCGCCCUGCCCACCCGCCUGCCCCCCAGCAGAGCCGCCACCAGCCACGUCUCUGCGGCCGUACGAGCAGCUGCUGGCCACGCGCUGUGCGCCCGCGUGUGCGCUGGCCAUGCUGGCCAAUGGCCGCUGUGACCCCGCAUGCAACGUGGCUGCCUGCGACUUCAAUGGGGGCGACUGUGCCUGCGCCACUGCCGACGCUGCUGGGGCUGGCGGCAGCAGCAGUGGCAGCGCUGGUGCCGAUGUGCAGUGGUGUGAAUGCUCCGUGCUGCAAACGCGCGGGGUUGAUGGAGAUUGUGAUUCCCCAUCCUCCCCUGUUCUUCCCCCGCUGUUCUCCCUCCUCCCCGUCGUCCCCCUCUGCUCCCCCUCUGCUCCCAUCCCCCUCUGCUCCCCCUCUGCUCCCCCUCUGCUCCCUCCACCUGUGCUGUGCGCCACCCACCGGGGUCAUGCAAUGUGUCCUUCCGUCUGCAUCCACAUCCUCCCCCAUUCUCCUCCCCCUUCACGCGCCCCCCCCCCACCUUCUUCCCCGAAUUCUCUCUACCUUCUCCCGCUUGGUCCACAGCGUACUGUGCCGCACCGUCUCCCAGUACAACAGGUGCCGCACCGUCUCCCGGUACAACAGGUGCCGCACCGUCUCCCAGUACAACAGGUGCCGCACCGUCUCCCAGUACAACAGGUGCCGCACCGUCUCCCAGUACAACAGGUGCCGCACCGUCUCCCAGUACAACAGGUGCCGCACCGUCUCCCAGUACAACAGGUGCCGCACCGUCUCCCAGUACAACAGGUGCCGCACCGUCUCCCAGUACAACAGGUGCCGCACCGUCUCCCAGUACAACAGGUGCCGCACCGUCUCCCAGUACAACAGGUGCCGCACCGUCUCCCAGUACAACAGGUGCCGCACCGUCUCCCAGUACAACAGGUGCCGCACCGUCUCCCAGUACAACAGGUGCCGCACCGUCUCCCAGUACAACAGGUGCCGCACCGUCUCCCAGUACAACAGGUGCCGCACCGUCUCCCAGUACAACAGGUGCCGCACCGUCUCCCAGUACAACAGGUGCCGCACCGUCUCCCAGUACAACAGGUGCCGCACCGUCUCCCAGUACAACAGGUGCCGCACCGUCUCCCAGUACAACAGGUGCCGCACCGUCUCCCAGUACAACAGGUGCCGCACCGUCUCCCAGUACAACAGGUGCCGCACCGUCUCCCAGUACAACAGGUGCCGCACCGUCUCCCAGUACAACAGGUGCCGCACCGUCUCCCAGUACAACAGGUGCCGCACCGUCUCCCAGUACAACAGGUGCCGCACCGUCUCCCAGUACAACAGGUGCCGCACCGUCUCCCAGUACAACAGGUGCCGCACCGUCUCCCAGUACAACAGGUGCCGCACCGUCUCCCAGUACAACAGGUGCCGCACCGUCUCCCAGUACAACAGGUGCCGCACCGUCUCCCAGUACAACAGGUGCCGCACCGUCUCCCAGUACAACAGGUGCCGCACCGUCUCCCAGUACAACAGGUGCCGCACCGUCUCCCAGUACAACAGGUGCCGCACCGUCUCCCAGUACAACAGGUGCCGCACCGUCUCCCAGUACAACAGGUGCCGCACCGUCUCCCAGUACAACAGGUGCCGCACCGUCUCCCAGUACAACAGGUGCCGCACCGUCUCCCAGUACAACAGGUGCCGCACCGUCUCCCAGUACAACAGGUGCCGCACCGUCUCCCAGUACAACAGGUGCCGCACCGUCUCCCAGUACAACAGGUGCCGCACCGUCUCCCAGUACAACAGGUGCCGCACCGUCUCCCAGUACAACAGGUGCCGCACCGUCUCCCAGUACAACAGGUGCCGCACCGUCUCCCAGUACAACAGGUGCCGCACCGUCUCCCAGUACAACAGCUUGUGUACAUACCCACAUUCACCAUUCCUCUCAUUCCUCCCCUCUCAUCUGCCGGUCCCCCCUGCUUUUGUCCACCAGUCCUCUCCUGCCUCACCCUCUCCUCUGCCUCCUGCCCUCCCCUGCCUCCUGCCCUCCCCUGCCUCACCCUCUCCUCUGCCUCCUGCCCUCCCCUGCUUCACCCCCUCCCCUCUCAUCCGCCGGUCCCCCCUGCCUCACCCCGGCGUGGCAGGUUCCACUUCCAGGACGCAUGUGUGGGGGGGGAGUCGUCGAGGGCGUUUGGGGUGAACCCGGUGUUCCUGCCGUCCUCGUCGCUCUACAACCCCAAUGCCGCCGUCACCAACACCACUGCCUUCACCAACCAGCCCUUCGCCAACCCCUUUGAGCUCAACGCCAAGGGGCUGCCCUUCGGCUUCCAGCAGCUCGUGAGUCCCACCUCGCCUUCACCCAUGCGCACCACCUCCCCCUCCAGUCCAGGCUCCUCCCUUCCUUUUGGUACUUCACUCUCCUCAUGGCCCAUUCCCGGCAGUGGGCGCUUCCCGAUCGUGUUUGACGUGAAUCUGGACAACGCGGGGGCAACGCGGCGGCUGCAGUACUUGGUGGACGGCUUCUUCAUCGACAACUACACCCACAGCAUCAACGUUGGCCUCAUCACCCGCAAUGCCAACGAGCAUCUAUUCACGGCCACCAAGGCCACCCUGACGGUGCAGUCGGGCGGCAGCAUGGAGGCGUCGUUCCAAGUGCAGCCGGUGAACGUGGAGUACUACAACAUGAAUGAGAGCAGCAACGUGGUGCGGCUGGUGGUGGAGCUGCUGUUUGUGGCCGCGGUGGCGUGGAACAUCGUGGAGGAGGUGAAGGAGAUGCUGUGGACGUGGAAGGUGCAGCGCCGCUCCUUCUGGCACUACGCAAGCAAGGGCUGGAACUGGGUGGACUGGCUCUCCAUCGCCCUCCAGAUCACCGCCAUCGCCAUCUGGAUAUCAGUGGCGGUGACGCGAGCACAGGGGUUCACCAUCCAGCCUCACUACGACAUCUACUACACGCUCGACGACAACCCGCGCUACUGGUCGCUGCCCAACCCACCCGUGGGCUAUCAGGCCGCCAUGUCAGCAGUGGACACGCUUGGCUUCGUCACCAACCUCUGCGCCAUCUACUUUGCCCUUCAGGGCAUCAAAACGCUUUCCCUGUGUCCCUCAGGUCAUGAGCACAAGAGCCGUCUCCCAUGUGUCUCAUCUCUUGCUUGCCUUUCCCCAUCUUUCGUGUCACCAUCCGACCCCACCAGUGUGUUCAUCAUGGUGCUGCGCCUCUUGAAGCUGAUGGACUUUCAGCCCAACAUGGGCAUCAUGACUCGCUCCCUCCGAGUCGCCAUGCCGUCUCUCCUCCACUUCUUCAUUCUCUUCUUCGUUGUCUUCGUCGCAUAUGCCACCUACGGCUACCUGGUGUUCGGGAUGACCUUGGAGCAGUUCAGCACGAUGUGGUUGUCCCUGCAGACCUGCUUCUACAUGAUCGUGGGGCAGUUCUACGUGUCGUGGUUCCAGCAGAUGGUGGGGUGGCAGUACGCGGCGGCCAUGGUCUUUUGGUUCUCCUUCGUCAUCAUCUUCUGCUUCAUCCUCUUCAACUUCCUCAUCGCCAUCAUCGUGGAUGCCUUCAUGGCCGUCAAGGUCAGUCAACGCCGGUCAACAGCAGUCAAGGAGUCAUCGGACAAAGCACCGGCAAUCUACCAGGACAUGUACUUGAUUGUGGUGCGCUUCUUCCGCCGCGUGGCAUCGCCGUACAGAAGGUACAGCCGCCUGCUGCGCCACCUCAUUCGCCUCGGAGCAGAGAACACCGCCAAUGCGGUCAUGGAGGUGAGCGGCCCGGCCAGGGAGGUGAGCGGGCAGGGAGGUGAACGGGCAGGGAGUCUGCCAUGCAAGAGGCUGACCUCUGGCCAAAGCUUUCCUGCGUUCUUUCCUGCUCGGCGUCCCACUGCCUCUGCCCUCUUACGGAACCGCUUUCCAUCCAUUCCCAUUGUCCCAUUGUCCGCCACUCUGCAGAAAAGCCUUGGGCAGUCUGGUCAGCAAUGCCUCUCCUCGAGCUUUCAGUGCGGCAGGGAGGUGAGAGGCAGCAGGCGUGAUACUGAUGGAGAAAGGAGGGAGGAUGCUGACAGUGAUGGCGAACUGGGGAGAAUUGGAGAAGAGGAGGGAAGGGAGGAGAAAGAAGAGGAGAAGAGGGGGUGUGGCGCAACGGAAGGUGUUCCUUACAAUGCCUUGCAAGCACAGACCCAUUUUGAUGCGCAGCAACAAGUGCUAGCCAUGGUGGGAGCAGAAGAGACUGGUUUAAUCCGGGGAGAGAGCACCAAGGGGUUGUUGGCGAGUGGUGGGGUCGCCAAGUCCCAGGCAGCCGGCAGCACCAACACUCAGCUGGCCGCCCAUGCUUCCACCACUGCUGCUGAUGCUUGCACGAUAGUUGCUGAUCCUGCCACCAUGGGUGGCAGCAUGGUAAAGCCAGCAGUGCAGAGGCGGCGGAGCUUCUGGCGGCUGAAAACGCUGGAUGAGCGGGAGACUGUGGUGGUGGUGGGGGAGAGGCAGCUCAACGCCCACUCGCUCUCUUCCAUCCUGCGCCGUGCACACGCCCGCAUGGUGAGACAGGGGCACUGCAUGCAUGCCAAGGGAUGGGAUGAGCAUUUCAUGCACACCCGCUGGAGAUGCUCUCUCUCAUUCCCACCACCAGCACUCCUCAGACCUGCAAACGCUGAGGGAGGCGGGGGAGUGCUGCUCACACUUCAUGCCUUUCUCUCCCAUGCCAUGCCAUCCCAUCCGCCCCUGCAGCGACGCUCUCUCCCCGACGAGCAGGAGGAGGACCCCAUGGACGUGGCAGCGCUGGGGGCGGUGCUGCUGUCGGAGCUGGGGGAGAGCGCGCCGCCUGCCGAAGCCACGGAGGGAGGCGAGGCGGCAAAGGAGGGCGACCUGCAGGCCAUGCAGCGGCACGUGGAGGCGCUGCAGGCCGACGUGGCCCGUGGCUUCGACCAACUUCGCGAGCAGCUCAGCAGCAAGCUUCAGAGCUCCCAUCGCAUCCAGUUGGCACAAGCACCCAGGCAGGACCUCCUCCCGGACCAGCCAAGCGAUGGUCAGGAAGAGGCCGGGCGAGGAGCAUGGGAGCAGGUUUUGAUGCAGGUGGGGAAGGUUCGGGAGGAGGCUGAGAGGGAACGAGCAGAGGUUUGGGAGGUGGUGCGUGAAGUCCGACGAGAGAUACAAUUGCUACGGGCAGCAAGAGGGGAGGGGAGAUAG
This is a messenger RNA of Closterium sp. Naga37s-1, 6738 nucleotides long. The record is from the annotation of a GenBank genome assembly. NCBI's taxonomy places the organism in Eukaryota, Viridiplantae, Streptophyta, Zygnematophyceae, Desmidiales, Closteriaceae.